AUGGCUGGGAGUGCUGGGGGACAAAGUACAAGUCAACACCCACCUGCUGCGGAUGAUGAAAAGGAGGCGGCAAGACUAGAGGAGAUGUUCUGGGAGGAAACUCUUAAAGCUGUUGAAGCAGCUGAAGCAACAGCAACUCAGCCCCCCGCUUGUAAGUCUACUGAUGUAUUUUGCAAUCCCAUUUUACAAGUUUUAUUUCAUUAUGUCACUCAUAUGUGUCUAUCUGAACAGGAGACCACCCCAGUUCGUCAACUCAUUCCUAAUCCAGUCAUGUCUCCUUCACUUAGGCCACCCACUACAAAAAGGCCACCAAAGAAGAAAAAGAAUCUGAGGAGACCACCACCAACUAGUCAGCAACCACGACCUCCUCCGCCUAUUGUCAACCCUAAACCAACUACUACUAGUCCAUCACCCCCAACUUCUGAUGUGCCAUCCACUGUGACACCACAAACUAUGCAAGCUGCCUCCCAGGGCACUACUUCAAGGUUCAUGGACUUCAUGCCAACACCCACAGUUAGAGUAUCAAGUUCAAGGAGGUGGCCGCAGCCAGCUUUCCGUCCACCAGCCAAAAAGGAGUCAAUAACUGCACACUUAAAAGAAGGGUUAAGCGGAAGCAGCAACUCCACUCCAAAUCCAUGA
Messenger RNA from Arachis ipaensis, 639 nucleotides. NCBI's taxonomy places the organism in Eukaryota, Viridiplantae, Streptophyta, Magnoliopsida, Fabales, Fabaceae. The record is from RefSeq and is a predicted model, not a curated record.